Pristis pectinata (smalltooth sawfish) is the source of this 3357-nucleotide messenger RNA. RefSeq names its product ubiquitin-conjugating enzyme E2Z (gene ube2z). Gene Ontology annotation, molecular function: ubiquitin conjugating enzyme activity; cysteine-type endopeptidase inhibitor activity. The record is from RefSeq and is a predicted model, not a curated record. Lineage: Eukaryota; Metazoa; Chordata; Chondrichthyes; Rhinopristiformes; Pristidae. Gene Ontology annotation, cellular component: nucleus. The transcript has 7 exons. Bases 15 to 935 code for a protein of 306 amino acids. Gene Ontology annotation, biological process: negative regulation of apoptotic process.
CGAGCGGGCUGAACAUGGCGGAGGCUCCGGUGGAGGAGAGCGUGAGCCCGAUGCUGUUACCAGGCAGCACCGGCUCGGUAGCAACCGGCCUCCUCAGCCAGCUCCACGCUACCUCGUGGGACCCGACCCUCAGCACCGACUGGGACAGUGAGAAGCCCUCUCAGCCCUGCCUGCUGCGGAUCAAAAGGGAUAUCAUGUCUAUUUACAAAGAGCCACCACCAGGGAUGUUUGUGGUACCAGAUCCACAAGAUAUGACUAAGAUCCAUGCACUAAUCACAGGACCUUUCGAUACACCUUAUGAAGGAGGCUUUUUCCUCUUUCUCUUUCGCUGCCCUCCUGAUUAUCCCAUCCACCCACCAAGAGUCAAGCUCAUGACAACUGGAAAUAACACUGUGCGCUUUAACCCAAACUUUUACAGAAAUGGCAAAGUGUGCCUCAGCAUACUUGGCACCUGGACAGGUCCUGCUUGGAGUCCAGCCCAGAGCAUCUCUUCAGUACUCAUAUCCAUUCAGUCCCUUAUGACUGAGAAUCCGUAUCACAAUGAGCCAGGUUUUGAGCAGGAGAGACAUCCAGGAGACAGUAAAAACUAUAACGAAUGCAUACGGCACGAAUCUAUCAGGGUAGCUGUUUGUGAUAUGUUAGAUGGCAAGUGUCCCUGCCCAGAUGCACUAAGAAGUGUGAUGGAGAAAUCUUUCAUGGAGUUCUACGAUUUCUAUGAACUGUCUUGUAAGGAUCGACUUCACCUGCAGGGACAAACUAUGCAGGAUCCCUUUGGAGAGAGGCGAGGUCAUUUUGAUUACCAGACCUUACUGAGUCGGCUGCAGGUCAUUAGACAACGAUUGAAAAAGAAAAAUGAAGAGGAAGCAAUAGAGCCAGAUUCUGACAGCAGCUCCUCAGGAAAUGAGCAAGACAGUCAAGGCACCUCCCAUCCCUAGAAUACAAACUCUGGGACAGGCCAUGUCUGUGCUGGUGAGGAUCCAAAGGAAGUUGGGCUGAAGCUCUGGUCCAGGGGAGAGACCUUUCCAGUGGUUUUGUAAAUAGACCAAAGAUCUGGGAUCUUUGUGGGCAGCCUGUUUUACUCGGCUUUCGCUUUGUAAUGAUAGAAAGGAGAGAGAAGGGGAGAAUUGGCUUGGGUAAGAAUCAUAUGAUUAUAAUUUUUUAAAGAUUUUAGCUCUCCAAUCCAUACUCCUAAUGGCAGGGUCCUGCUUUCAUUGUUAAGUGCUGCUCUCUAAGGCCCAGAUUACCCAACAAGGUUACCCUUGUGCCUCAUCCUUAUCAAUAUAACCACCUGUAUGAGACAGUGUGGACGUUUUGUGUUUUUAUAUAGUGACAUUCACAUGCAAACAAGUCUGUGGUGAUUUCCUUUGGGGUGUUAUCGUUCCAAGUAUUCAUGGCUUCAAGAUUUGCAUCUUCUGUCAUUUUGCAGUCGCACCAAGUAGAGAGGUAUCCUUAGGCUGCUGUGUUCAUUCCCAAUCUACAGAAUUAUUUCACUCCAUUUAAAGAAAAUCUUCCUUGAGUAUGUCUGCAAAUUAAUCCAUAGUGUCUGUUUAAAAGGCUAACACAGUUCAACACUCAUUCAGUAAAUACGGAACGAGUAAGGCAGUAAAAUACAAAACCAGUUACUGAAGUGCCACUUUUUACAGGCAUCUAUAUUAAUGACAUUUGAUUGUCCAUUAAAAGAAUAUUUAAACAUUUGCAGUACUCUUAUUCAUAUUUCAUUGAUAUCGACUAUUUCCAUAAAGCUCCACAAGGUGACUAAUGGUAUAAUUCCUGUUGUUUCUGGUCCCUGUCCUAACAAAUUACUAAAAAAAAAUUCAAGUCAUUUUAUCAAACUAUCCAAAGGUGUGUAUUUUUGUUUUAAAAGGGAAGCUAUCUAUUAUGGUCAACCACCCACUUGUGAAAGAUUUAGUCUGACAUUCAUGGUUAGUGGACAGCUUUCUUCCUGACUCCUUGACGUAUCAAGAUUGGCAGCUGUAAAUAUUCUCACAGUCUGACUUUGAAUCUUGCAUGUCUGUAGUAUUGUUGGUCAACUCUACUGGGUGCCUGCAAAUGGUCUUGUGGAGUAACUUGUUCAGCAAUCAGUUACCCAUAUCAAGUAGAAAGCUUGUUUGAAGUGUGGGCUGACAAAUUAAAUGGAGUCCAGUAAAAGCCUAACUAUGUAACAGGGGUUAACUGUUAUAACAAUCUGCUCGAGAAGUACCAUUACCUGAUUUGUCUCUUUCGUUGUGUGAUUAUAAGGCAGGUGAUCUGUCAGGUUUCUCUGGAUCAUUUUGGAGAUGAUGUGUGAUCAUAGGAAAUGAAUUUCUUGUGCAUUAAUGCACUGUUAUGCUUGCUUAAAACUGGAGAUAAAUAUAAACCUCACUUCAGAGUUUGCCCUAUAUUCUUCACCAGUGAAGACCCUCCUCCACACCUUGGAGUCUUUGACUUCCAAGCAUGACCCUCUCAUUCACUCAGAUGUAGGUCCAAAUCCAGUCCAGGAUAAUAGACUGUGGAGCUGCCCUUAUUGAUGUCCAUCUGGUUCAAAUUUGUUGUUGUCUUGCUUGAUUGCUAUUUUCCAUUCAGGAUUUGCUGGUCAGGUGAAUGGAAUAACUUGGUGCCUGCCAUCACAGAGAGAACUUGUAAAAUAUCAACCCUGAUUAGUCAAUCACUGUAAAAGUUCUGGAUUUGUUUAUCCUGGUUUGUAUGCAGUGGCAUCUUUAACCAGUAAUGAGAGAGGAACGUUUUCCAAGUUUGUUUCUUUAUUGUUCCAUCUCACUCAGAGAAUAUCCUUGGUAGUAGAAGUUGAUUUAUAAAGUGGACUGUAUGCUUUUUGAAUUUUCUUGUCUCUCUCAGGAUCUCAUUUCUGGUGUCCAAAAGAUGAGGCUAAACACUGUUCCACAAUGAGCCUCGCUCAAUUAUAAUGAAUUUGCCAUGAAUCCUUUGUUACACUAAUCUAUAAGGCUUGACCAACCAUGAGUAUUUUAUGUUCAAAAGCAUACUGUAGAGACCUGUAAAUGUGUAAUAUGGAAAUCUUGAUGUUGAAGACAAAAAAAUCCUGUUUAUUUUUCCUAAAGUUUGUGGCAGGGUCUUGAAACUUGGCAUUUCACAUUGCAAUCAGUAUUUCCUUUUUCUCUAAAUAAUGUCUCCAAUUGACUGUUCAGUGAGCUAGCUCCCUGCCACUGGAACUGAGCUAUACAGACCAGAAAAUACAAAAUGCUAGAAAUACUCAGCAGGUUAGGCAACAUUUGUGGAGAAAGAAAGUGGGUUAAUAGUUCAAUUCUUGCACAGCAGUGCUCUUCCCUACAGAUCAGAGGUGGCCUGGCUCCAAUUCAUAGUGUACAUUGGGUUAGCUGAUUCCAGAGUGUCUCCUUUGGCUUG